AUGAGCUCCGCCUACUCCACGCUUCAGGUACAAAAGUACCUGUCGUAUCUCUCCCUCCCGUCCAAGUACCAUGCCUACGUAGAAACACCUCACCUCUUCCCCAAAGAUGAAGCAGCGCUCACCGUCCUAUUCCGAUGUCAAAUCACACGGUUUCCUUUUGAGAAUCUAUCUGUCCACUACUCCGCUACCCGGCAGGCAGAUAUCCACCCUGACACCCUCUAUUCCAAAAUGAUGGGAACUGGGGAAGCCGGUCCCACUGGCCGGGGAGGCUAUUGUCUGGAAGUCAACAUCUUCUUCCACCACAUCCUCCGCGGUCUGGGAUUCUGUGUGUACACGGUAGGGGCAAGAAACCGAGACCGGGUAAAUGGGAUCCCGCAGGGUGAUUAUGGGGGAUGGGUCCACAUGGCCAAUAUCGUCCGGCUCCCCUCUGGAGUCCGAUAUCAUCUCGAUGUUGGAUUUGGUGGCGACGGCCCAACCAGCCCAAUCCCGCUCGUGUCUGGAGAAGCAAUCAAAAACCUUGGGACUCAAGAAGCCCGCUUGCUGUACGACCACAUCUCCAAAGAGUCACAGAGAAAGCAAAAGCAUUGGAUUUACCAGUGCCGCAACGAUAUGGACAAGGAAUGGAGCUCGUUUUACUGUCAUCCCGACCUGGAGUUUUUCCAGGAGGACUUUGAGGUGAUCAAUCGAUUUGCAGCCUGGGAGUUUCUUAAGAGGGAGCUCGUUGUCGCGGUGAAAUUUAUUAGGCACGGUGAAGAAGGAGGAAUCCUCCAGAAUCAAGAGACCCCUGUUCCAAUUCUAGCUGGACCAGACGAAGUGCACAUCGCAGGGAAGAUCAUGUUAGUCAAUAACGAGGUGAAGCUGAAUAUGGGCGGAAGGACCAGAGUGAUUGAAUCGCUGGGCACUGAAGCUGAUAGAAUGAGGGCUCUCAGAAAAUGGUUCUCAAUUUGUCUAGAUUAG
This is a messenger RNA of Aspergillus bombycis, 957 nucleotides long. RefSeq names its product arylamine N-acetyltransferase 2. Gene Ontology annotation, molecular function: acetyltransferase activity. The record is from RefSeq and is a predicted model, not a curated record. Bases 1 to 957 code for a protein of 318 amino acids. The transcript is spliced from 2 exons. Lineage: Eukaryota; Fungi; Ascomycota; Eurotiomycetes; Eurotiales; Aspergillaceae.